GUUUCCGGUCCUCAUUCCUGAGUGUCAAACACAUUCUGUGGCGACAAAGUGCGGAAGUGCAUAAAUUCGAGAAUGGCUUUGUAGCUAACGUUCGCGCUGAACUCACAAAAUGUAAAUGUUUACAGGUUACCUUUAAUUAUUAUUUUCAAGUCAGAUACUGUGUAUCAAAGCUAACGUUGUUAGAUUAUGCACGUUGUGUAAAGAGGGCGAUAUCUUCAAGACAAAUUUGGUAACGUUAGCUAGCUAAUGCUAGCUUAAUUUGGUACAGAAGGCGACGUUUAAUCCUACAUUUAUGAACAUAUGUUUAACGACAGCCAAAUGGCUGCCAUUAAAGAAAUGAUCAAAAAUAAUCUGAAGCUCUACGAAAUUGGAAACACAUCCUCUGAUGUAGAACUACCAAAAGCGUCUGUCUUGAUACCAUUGUUGACGAAAAAUGGAGAAAUGCAUGUACUUAUGACUGUUCGGUCAUUGGAGCUGAGAAGCAGUGCAGGGGAGGUUUGCUUUCCAGGAGGCAAAUAUGACCCCCAGGACCGCAACAAUAUAGACACUGCUCUGCGGGAGGCUAAAGAGGAAAUAGGCCUCACUCCAGAUCAAGUGGAGGUGGUUUGCAGGCUUUCUCCAAUAAUGACAAAGAGUGGUAUUCUGGUGACUCCAGUGGUGGCAUUCGUUGAAGAUUCUUUCAAGGCCCAGCCCAAUCCAGCAGAAGUGAGCGAUGUCUUCACUGUCGCAUUGGACUAUUUUCUAAACCAGUCAGGCCACUCCUCCUACCCUGUGAAUGGUGGGGAAAUGCACAGUUUCCUAUACCGGGAUUCCGAUUCUGGAAAGGUGCACACAAUAUGGGGACUGACAGCCAUGCUGGCGAUAUUUACUGCGGUUCUAGCAUUCAGAAGAAAGCCUGCGUUUGAAAUCACCAUUGUUGGUGAAGACAAAUUUCCUUAUUUCCAGCAAAAUCUUAAAUUCCACAUCAGCAGAUUGUGAUUGGCUUAGCGUUGCGCAUGGCUGUGUUAAUGGACAGCUAAUUUUAUAUUUUAAUCCAGAAUUUUAAUCCGAUUUUGCAAUGUUGAAACACUGCAUGUACUAGUGAACAGAAAGAUAAAGGUUAAAUUCUCAAAAAUAAAAAGGAGUAGGAGAAAAGGGAAAGAAAAUCCUUCAGUCAGAAUGAACAGAAUUAACUAAAACUGCAAAUCUUGUUGGAAUAGGAUAAAACUAUUAUUGUUAUUAAUGUUUGUAUGAAUCAGUAUUUCUAUAAAACAUUGUCUCAGACCAGACAUGCCUAUAGUCUGUUUAUUUAUGGGUAUGCAUGGGUACGUUAUGUGUUCCCUCAACCAGUUCUUUUGUUCUUCUUUUGUGAACCUGUCUGCUGACUUUAUGUUGUAGCAUAAUUGAUUUAGUAUUAAGGGGUAGAUUUUCAUGUGCAUUUGAACUUCGCCAUGUCUUCGCCAUGAUGGUGAUGCACCUUGCUCCCUGUUUGUGUAACUAAUAGGGUAACCAUGGAAACUACAUCACCAGACAGCUACGCUUAAUAUUGCUGUGGGGUGGCUAACUUAACAGUAUAAUUGUGGUUUGCUGCAGUAGCGGUAAGAUGCAGCAUGUAGCCGUAACAUUUACUUACAACACAGAUAAAGUAUACAGUACUGUGAAAAAGUAUUUGCCCCUUUCCUGAUCUAUUGUAUUAUUGUCACACUGAAUGGUUUACAAUUUUGAGACAAAAUGUAAUAUUAGACAAAGGAAAAGGAAGUAAACUCAUAACAAAUUUUUAAAA
This is a messenger RNA of Conger conger (European conger), 1762 nucleotides long. It is a transcript of the gene nudt7, whose product is annotated as nudix (nucleoside diphosphate linked moiety X)-type motif 7. NCBI's taxonomy places the organism in Eukaryota, Metazoa, Chordata, Actinopteri, Anguilliformes, Congridae. The record is from RefSeq and is a predicted model, not a curated record. Gene Ontology annotation, biological process: coenzyme A catabolic process. The transcript is spliced from 3 exons. Gene Ontology annotation, molecular function: coenzyme A diphosphatase activity; acetyl-CoA hydrolase activity. Bases 301 to 978 code for a protein of 225 amino acids.